AUGAUCAUUGACCAACGAAACUCUACGGAAAAUAUUAGGGUGACCACUUAAAUCUUUCCGUCCAAACAGACAUCUGGUAUCUCGUAUAAUUCGAUAAUCUUUAUGUUUCAUCGGAUUUAACGAUAAUAUUUCUGGAUUUGUUUUAAAUAAGUUGAUGAGUUCUAUUUUCUUAUUUGUUUGUGUGAGUGUGGAAGAUUAAAAAUGACGUUGGACCCCAAGAUUCUGUCUUUUGAAGAGGUUUCAAAGCACAAUCGGAAAACUGAUUGCUGGGUGAUUAUUUCUGGAAAGGUUUAUGAUGUAACCCCAUUUCUGGAUGACCAUCCUGGAGGUGAUGAGAUCUUAAUAUUAGCAACUGAGAAAGAUGCAACAGAAGAUUUCGAAGAUGUGGGGCAUAGUCAAAACGCAAUCGACAUGAUGAAAGAUUACUAUGUUGGUGAGGUCGAUAGCAACACUAUGCCUCGAAAAAACACUUAUAAUAAACCGCCUUCAAGCACAACUUCUGCCGCGGCCCAAGCUUCCGGAAGUUCAUCUACCAACAUCUUAACAUUUGUUUUACCCAUACUAAUCUUGGUUUUAGCAUAUGCUCUCUAUUACUUUGCCAAUAAGAAAGUGGCAGUUUCAUUCACUCAUCUCUAAAACCUUAAACAUGGAUGAAAAAACAUAAUAUACUUGUGUCCAUGUUGUGUGAUGUGCUUCUAGUGUAAAACUUGGUAUUAUUGAUCUAAACCUCCAUUUAUUCGACUGUUUUUAUUACCCACGAGUAAUAUAUACGUGUGUUAUAUUC
Messenger RNA from Helianthus annuus (common sunflower), 784 nucleotides. RefSeq names its product cytochrome b5. Lineage: Eukaryota; Viridiplantae; Streptophyta; Magnoliopsida; Asterales; Asteraceae. The record is from RefSeq and is a predicted model, not a curated record. The transcript is spliced from 3 exons. Gene Ontology annotation, cellular component: membrane; intracellular membrane-bounded organelle. Gene Ontology annotation, molecular function: heme binding. Bases 202 to 636 code for a protein of 144 amino acids.